AUUGACGCCAAGACAGUCAUUGACAGGUUUUCCUUUUGUCGGGAAGUGGCUGUGGACUAUUGCGUCAAGAACUCAGUCAAACUUGGUGACCAGGGCAAGACUGUGGAGGUGGAUGAAGCCAAGUUUGACAAGCGAAUAUACAAUCGUGGACGUGUCAUAGAAGGCACGUGGGUAGUGGGAGGUGUGAAGAGAGGCUUUAGCAACAUAGUUUACCGCAACAUAUUUCUAGUGCCUGUCGUGAGCCGGGACAAGGAGACUCUCCUGCGAGUUAUCAAAGACAACAUUUUCCCGGUCACUCACAUAGUUACAGACUGCAGGAGCAGCUAUAAUAACUUAAUUGCCGAAGGCUACAGCCACUCCACAGUCAACCACUCAUUGAACUUUGUGGAUCAUCAGAGUGGUACCCACACCCAAAAUAUAGAGCGGGAGUGGAGGGAAGUGAGGAGCAACAUUCCCAGGUUCAGAAGGCGCACUCAACAUUUCGCCAGCUAUUUGGCCGAGUCCAUGUUCAAGCGGACGUUCGCGGAUGUUGGCGAGCGGUUCCACCAUUUCCUUCUCCACGCUGUAAACAUAUUCCGCCCACUUUUACAUGGUUUCUUCGCCUUCUACUGA
Eriocheir sinensis (Chinese mitten crab) is the source of this 612-nucleotide messenger RNA. RefSeq lists its product as uncharacterized. The record is from RefSeq and is a predicted model, not a curated record. The transcript has 3 exons. The annotation marks the transcript as partial. NCBI's taxonomy places the organism in Eukaryota, Metazoa, Arthropoda, Malacostraca, Decapoda, Varunidae.